UACUCCUCUUGUCCUUCAAGGGCUGAUGAGGGCUCGACCCGAGUGGAAACUUUUACGAAACUGCUGCCGGGAAGUUUUUAAGGAGUACUGCUGCAAUUUCAGCAAUGAGCCGCCCUUUUACCAAGAACACAGUAAGGGAGCAAAAACAGAACAAUCUGUCUAAUAACAACAAGCUGAACAAUUCAUUUGAGGAGGAGGUUAAAGCAUUUUUGAUUGAUGAAAAACAACUUCACUUGUAUGAUGAUCUAACUAAAGUGAACCCUGUAACAACGGCAACAGUGUUGAAAUGUCUUCAGGCAAGAUAUUCAGCAGGUGUGUUCUACACAAAUGCCGGGUGCACUGUGGUUGCUGUUAAUCCCUUCCGGCCAGUUUGUAAACUGUAUAGUUCAGAGGUCAUGAAGGAGUAUCACGCAGCCUCUAAUCCUCAGGGGUGCAAGCCACACAUCUUCACUGUGGCAGAACAAGCAUACAAAAAUGUACAGAGCCAAAUACAACCAGUCAACCAAUCUAUUAUUGUUAGUGGAGAAAGUGGUGCUGGAAAGACUUGGACAUCUCGGUGUCUUAUGAAGUUCUAUGCCACUGUUUCUGCUUCAAGAUGCUACAUUACCAAUGAAAUGGUGGAAAGAAUUGAGAGCAGGGUCCUUGACUCUAAUCCGGUUAUGGAAGCAUUUGGAAAUGCUUGCACUUUGAGAAACCAUAACAGUAGCCGCUUCGGAAAAUAUAUCCAGCUUCAAUUAAACAGGACCCAGCAAAUUACUGGUGCAUCAAUCCAGACAUAUCUCUUAGAGAAGACUCGGGUUGCUCAUCAAGCACCUUUAGAAAGGAACUUCCACAUAUUCUAUCAGGUAGUUAAAGGUGCCAGUAGACAUGAAAGAGAAGAGUGGAAUUUACCAGAAAAAGCAAACUUUUCUUGGCUUCCAAAUUACGAAAAUAAUCUGGAGGAAGAUGACUUUGAAGUGACCAAAGAUGCCAUGUUACACCUAGGAAUUGAUCAAACAACCCAGAAUAAUAUCUUCAAGAUUUUGUCUGGCCUUCUGCAUCUAGGGAAUAUACAAUUUUCUGACUCUGUGGAUGAGAGCCAACCCUGUGAACCAUUAAAUUACACACAAGAAUUUGCCAGUGUUGCUGCCAGUUUGCUGAAGAUUCCUGUUAGCCACUUGCUGGAGAGGCUAAGCAUUCGCACAAUAACUGCUGGGAAACAGCAAGUAUUUAAGAAGCCAUGCAGGAAGUCAGAGUGUGACACAAGGAGGGACUGCUUGGCAAAAACUAUUUAUGCCAGGUUGUUUGAGUGGUUGGUAACUGUCAUAAACGAAAACAUUUGUGCAGAGGCCUACCGGUGGAACAAUUUUAUUGGUUUAUUGGACGUUUAUGGAUUUGAAUCCUUUCCAGAGAAUAACCUUGAACAGUUGUGUAUCAAUUAUGCCAACGAGAAACUUCAACAGCAUUUUGUCUCUCAUUACCUAAAGUCUCAGCAGGAUGAGUAUGCAGCAGAAGGACUGGAAUGGUCAUUUAUCAGCUACCAGGACAAUCAGAGCUGUGUUGAUCUUAUAGAAGGAAGUCCAAUUAGCAUUUUCUCCUUGUUAAAUGAGGAAUGCCGUCUGAACAGGUCUUCAGAUGCUGGACAGCUACAGUCUCGAUUAGAGAAAGCUCUUUCUCACAACAAGUCUAUUGGGAGGGACAAAUUUAGUAAAAAGCCUAAUUUUAUUGUAUCUCAUUAUGCUGGAAAAGUGCAAUAUCAGAUUGAAGACAUGGCUGAAAAAAACAAGGAUCCUGUUCCCCCUGAGCUCAUCCAACUUCUGCAGGAGUCUGAUGAUCAUCUGCUGCAAAUAUUAUUUCCUGUAGAGAACAAUAAACCUGUCUAUGGGGCUACUAACAACAGGGCGGUAGGCGUUACUGUAGUUUCUAAAUUUAAGGGAUCUCUUGAAAGCUUAAUGCAGAUUUUGCACAGCACCACUCCACACUAUAUCCGAUGCAUCAAGCCUAAUGUUGAUUGCCAAGCAUUGGUGUUCAGGCAGGAGGAGGUACUCAUGCAGCUGGAGGCGUGUGGAAUAGUUGAGACUAUAAAUAUAAGUGCAGCUGGCUUCCCUAUUAGGAUUUCCUUUGAAAGUUUUGUGGAACGCUAUUCAGUUAUUGCACCAAGGCAAAUACACAUGGAGAACAAUUUUAAUGACUGCUUAUUUUUAAAGAAGAAACCAGGAUUUGAGAAGACAGACCAAUUACCAUCAAAGUUGCAGACUAUUCUUCAUGCUGUAUUGUCUAAACUAUGUAAGGACUCAACCUUGAGCAACACUCUUGUGCACUGUGGUACUACCAAAGUGUUUCUUACUCAUUUAAUGGUAGAAUUGCUUGAAGAGAGAAGAUUGGAGGCGAUCUGCAGCAAAGCAGUUUGUAUUCAGUGCUGCUGGAGGAGGUACAGACAGCGAAAGCUGGCCAAGCAGAAUAGAGCUGCCACAACCAUACAAGCAGCUGUCAAAGGUUGGCUUACAAAGAAGUACAUUGAAAGAAUGCACAAUGCUGCAACAGUUAUAAAGAGAAUAUGGAAGAAAUGGAAAGAAAAGAUGGAGGCAUUAGCUGCUGCAGAGUUAGAUGACUCUAUAGAAGAUGUGGAAAGAACACUUCUUUCAUCUGUGCCUGCAUCACCAGUUAAAACUUUGGAAUCGCCCAAGACUAAUCUACAAGACAAGCUAUUGACUCACAGUGCAAUAUUAAAAUUUGGGACCCUGGGUCUUGUCCUAUACAAAGCACCAGCCAUCAGGAAAUAUAUUGUGGAGACUGAUGAGCUCAAAAGAAACCAAAAUAUCUUGAUGUGCUUAAAUGUAUUGCACCGAAACAAUAGAUAUAAAGUGACGGCUAAUUGUGAGGAGCCCGGUAUUACCUCAAUAAGAGCACGCCCUCAGGGAUCAAUAAGGUUCCAUUACAAGAGAUCUCCAUUGCAUUUUGCCAACAUAUGCCCAGGGAAGAUAAGCUGUGGGAUAAGUGGUUUCAAUGAGAUUUUAUUGGAAAAAACCAUAUGAGAGACUAAAAAAUGCCUCCUUAUGCAAUAUAUUAAAUGCACUUUCUACCUGUCAGAUACUUCUUACUUUAACCAUAUUUUACAGUAUUGAUCAAUGGUAAUAUACAUAGAGCAGAAACAACUUCAGGGGCCAAACUAAAACACUAGCUUUGUUAUCACGCCUUAAAAAAAAUUGGAUACAUUGUUUUGCAGUUUACUUUGUGGUUUAACUAUGCCAAGGGGAUUGUUAGUGAUUGUAAGUUACGCAAUGUAAUUUGUUUUUGAUCAAAUUCUUUUAGCACGGUGAGAGAGAUUGCACUGUUUAUUUAUUUUGUAUGCAUUGUAAAAUUCCUGUGUUCAAUGGUUUAAUAAUGGUAUUAAUAAUUACAUUACAUACAAAUUACAUUCCUAUAAGGGAUUUCCCCUUGGAAACUCUAAUCCUGUACACUGCCAGUGUUAAUGCUGUAUAUGUUGUUCUGUAUAUUUUCUUAAAAUACUUAUCCAUGUCAAUAUUUUAAGAAUAAA
Xenopus tropicalis (tropical clawed frog) is the source of this 3517-nucleotide messenger RNA. RefSeq names its product myosin XIX (gene myo19). The record is from RefSeq and is marked provisional. Gene Ontology annotation, cellular component: myosin complex. Gene Ontology annotation, molecular function: ATP binding; cytoskeletal motor activity. NCBI's taxonomy places the organism in Eukaryota, Metazoa, Chordata, Amphibia, Anura, Pipidae.